This is a messenger RNA of Penicillium soppii, 1230 nucleotides long. RefSeq lists its product as uncharacterized. The record is from RefSeq and is a predicted model, not a curated record. Bases 1 to 1230 code for a protein of 409 amino acids. The transcript has a single exon. NCBI's taxonomy places the organism in Eukaryota, Fungi, Ascomycota, Eurotiomycetes, Eurotiales, Aspergillaceae.
AUGGUAUCCCAAUCGAUGGCGGCGACCGUCGGGUCUACUCCUGCUGCUACUGAAGCAGUCGUUGCUGAUAGCGCUUCUGUUGCGACCUCGGCCACCCCCAGUGAAUCUGCCGCGACUACAGCUUCCACCUCUUCGUCCCAAACUUCAACCGCCGCCCACACAACCACAACAUCCUCCUCUUCCAGUGAACCGGCGCCCACCACCAGUACGACUUCGUCUAGUACUAGCAGCACAUCUACGACUGUGCCAACCACAUCGACUACGUCGAGUACGUCGAGCACCUCUACUUCUGCUCCUACGACUACAGCUCAGCAGUCUACCACUUCAACGACCGAGCCGACAGUGAUUUCGUCGAUUUCCAGCAACAGCAACGGAGGAACCACUGUGGUCUACGUCACAUCAACAGCCCCUGCCAACACCGGUACAUCGACCGCCGCAUCCUCCAGCAUCACUAGCUCAGCCUCCUCGGCAUCUUCGACUGGAGCUGCUGCCGCUUCCUCUGGACUUUCAACCAAUGGCACCAUUGCUGUCGCAGUCGUCGUGCCGGUCGUUUCGGUCGCUCUGAUCAUCUUGGCCGCUCUUUUCUUCUGGCGCAAGCGCAAGGCGAAUAAGGCCGCUGAAGAGGAACGCCGCAAGGAAGUUGAAGAAUAUGGAUUCAACCCCAACAAUGACCCUACUCUUCCUGGCAUGGCAGGUGUUGUGGCUCCCAAGGAUGACACUUCUUCUGGUUACCGUGGCUGGGGAACUACCUCUGCCGGCCGUAAGGCGUCCACCAAUCUCUCCAGCGGAAUGGGUGGCCUUGCUAUGUCAGAAGGCAGCAGCCCCGGCUACCACCACGGUCCCACUCCCAGCGAAGGCACCGUGCAAUAUUCUGACGGCGCCCGACCGGAUUCUGGUGAGGUGGAACCCAUUGGUGUGUUGGGUGCAGCCCCUGUAGCUGCGAACAACCGUAACGGCGACAUUCACCGUGGCCCGUCCAACGCUUCUUCGGCUUACUCCGCUGCCAACCGCUCCGAGGCUUCAGAAGAAAGCCACAUGUCUGCUGCACACCCUUCCGGUGGAUACUACGGUGAGAACCCGUACUAUGGUGACAUGAACACCAACGGGGCCUAUGGUGGUGACGAAUACCAACCUGUGAUCCGGGAUGUUCAAGCGCGUCGCAAUACUCGCAUUGAAAAUCCGGGUGUCUACCCACGACAAGGGAAUGCCGGUAUUGCCCAAAACUUCUGA